Ostreococcus lucimarinus CCE9901 is the source of this 1302-nucleotide messenger RNA. RefSeq lists its product with no specific name. Lineage: Eukaryota; Viridiplantae; Chlorophyta; Mamiellophyceae; Mamiellales; Bathycoccaceae. The transcript has a single exon. Bases 1 to 1302 code for a protein of 433 amino acids. The record is from RefSeq and is a predicted model, not a curated record.
AUGCCGACGGCGUGGCCGGCGACGGGACGGUGCGCGGUCGGCGGGUGCGGGACGGCGGGGGAGUACGCGUGGGCGCGCGCGGCGACGAAGUGGAACCACUCGGGCGACGAGUUCGCGGGAAACGGGUCGUGCUUGGCGAUAUGGCGGCUGCGUGGGGAUGAAGCGACGGCGUGUGCGGUGUUCACGGCGAACGCGGACAGGCGAAGCGCGCGGGGAGGGAUGGAGGAGGAGAAGACGCUCGCGCCGUUCGCUCGCGUGCGCGCGCUCGACGGCGGCGAAGGAUUGGAGUACGUGACGAUUGCGAUUAAUUUCGACGAAGAGUACGCGGUGCUGGAGCGAAAGGCGUGCGCGUUCACGUUGGAUGAGCGUGGGCGGACGCGCGUGCGCGCGAUCGAGGCGACAUCGUUGAGGGUGGAUUUGGGAUGGAUGCCGCGAUUCGGCGCGGUGCGAGGUCGAGCGCUCGAGCUGGCGGCUCGAGCGAUGCCUACCGUGCCGUCGUGCGCGAUUUCGAGUCAAUUCAUCGUCGUCGUUUGGCUCGACGGCGAGCGCCCGGUGCACGUGAUCGACUCCAGGGCUGAGGGGUCGACAGACUCGCGACGGGGCUUGCUCGAGGCGUUGCGCGUCAACGUGGAGGCGUGCCUCGCGAAUCCCGACGCGAAGACGUCGAGAACGGUUUUAGACGUCACCACGUACGACGGCGAUGCGUACGUCAUUGUGGUCACACGCGAUGCGCCGACGCCGCAGAAAUACGCACCGACGCCGCGCGAGGAGGAUAUACAUUGCAAAGUCUUCGCGAUUCCCACCGGUUUUCGCAGCGCCAAGCCGUCCGAGACGACGACGGAGACGACCCCGUUGAUUGAUUUAGACGACGAACUCGUGACGCGCGAUGAGUCGUGCACGAUUUGCCUUGAUGUGUUAUCGGGCGAAGCCGCUCGCGCGCCGUGCUGCGGGGCGUCUUUCUGCGAAGACUGUCUCGCGUCGUACGUCGCGCUCUCAGCGGCGAAAGGGUGUCCGAUGUGUCGCGACGUCGACGUCUUCUUGACGUCUCGUCGACCGCAUUCGGCGUGGGGGCGGGCGUUGACCUCGUUCGAGCUCGACCUCCCGUUCCGCGCGCGUCAGCAAUUGAAAAAGUAUCGCGUUCUCGAACAAGUUUUAGAUGGAGACUACGCGACGCUCGACGAUUUCCACCUCACGGGCGACCGGACACCGUUCGCGCUCGAAAACGGGCGCGCGCUCACCUUAGCCACAUCCUCCGACUCAAACUUCGAAGGCGUCGAAGUUCGCGAGCUCGUGAUCGAUUAG